Messenger RNA from Triticum aestivum (bread wheat), 2910 nucleotides. RefSeq names its product U4/U6 small nuclear ribonucleoprotein PRP4-like protein. NCBI's taxonomy places the organism in Eukaryota, Viridiplantae, Streptophyta, Magnoliopsida, Poales, Poaceae. The coding region runs from base 68 to 1609 and encodes 513 amino acids. The transcript is spliced from 2 exons. The record is from RefSeq and is a predicted model, not a curated record. Gene Ontology annotation, cellular component: U4/U6 x U5 tri-snRNP complex. Gene Ontology annotation, molecular function: U4 snRNA binding; U6 snRNA binding; protein binding. Gene Ontology annotation, biological process: mRNA splicing, via spliceosome.
CGCUACCACCACCGCCGCCGCCGCCUCGCCGCUCAAAACCCUACCCAAACCCCGGCUAGUGUCGUCCAUGGAGAACCCCAGGCCCCUGCCCCCUGCCAUCACCCCUCCCAUGGCUCCCCUCCCCGUCCACCCACCCAUCGCCCCCGUCCCCGCCCCACCCCGCGCCCCCGCCCCCACAUCCGCCGCUGCCGGAGGCGGAGACGAUGACGAGGUCGGCUACGAGGUCUCCGACGACCACCGCGCCGCGCGGGAGCGCCACGAGCGCGCCGUACAGGAGCUCCUGCAGCGCCGCCGCGCCUACGUCAUGGCCGUGCCCACCAACGACUCCGCCGUGCGCGCGCGCCUCCGCCGCCUCGGUGAGCCCAUCGCGCUCUUCGGCGAGGGCGCGAUGGAGCGCCGCGACCGCCUACGCGCGCUCAUGGCCCGCCUCGAGGCCGAGGGCCAGUUCGACCGCCUCCUCCGCGCGCAGGAGGACGAACAGGGAGCCCCGGGCGACGACGACGAGGGCACGGAGCAGAUCAAGUACCCGUUCUUCACCGAGGGGACCAACCAACUGCUCCAGGCGCGCGUUGACAUCGCCAUGUACUCACUGCCCCGCGCCAAGGCCAGGAUCGAGAGGGCCAAGCGACGCCUCGCCGACCCCGACGAGGACCCCGAGGCAGAGGCCGCCCUUGCUGUGAAACAGGCGGCGGACUUCGCGCUUGAGCGCAGCGAGAUUGGAGAUGACCGCCCGCUCACCGGCUGCUCCUUCUCCCGCGAUGCCUCAAUGCUCGCCACAAGCUCCUGGAGUGGGAUCGUCAAAGUGUGGAGCAUGCCACAGAUAACCAAAAUUGCAACCCUGAAAGGCCAUACAGAACGUGCAACCGAUGUUGCCUUCUCCCCAGUCGAUAACUGCUUAGCGACAGCCUCAGCUGAUAAAACUGCCAAAUUGUGGAACAGCGAUGGGUCACUUCUGAUGUCUUUUGAUGGUCACCUGGAUCGUCUUGCGCGCCUUGCUUUUCAUCCAUCUGGAAAGUACCUUGGUACAGCUAGCUUUGACAAGACCUGGAGAUUGUGGGACAUCAACACUGGAACUGAACUUCUACUCCAGGAGGGACAUAGCAGAAGUGUAUAUGGUGUCAGCUUUCACCCAGACGGUUCUUUAGCUGCAUCUUGUGGGUUUGAUGCUAGUGCUCGAGUUUGGGAUUUAAGGUCAGGAAGAUUGUACUGUACCCUCAUUGGACAUGUCAAACCUGUCCUAGGAGUCAGCUUCUCACCUAAUGGUCAUCUGGUUGCAACCGCAAGUGAAGACAAUUUCUGUCGAAUAUGGGAUUUGAGGACCAGACAAAUGCUAUAUUCUAUACCAGCACAUAAGAGUCUCAUCUCGCAUGUGAAAUUUGAACCACAGGAGGGUUAUUAUUUAGCGACAUCUUCCUAUGACACUAAAGCAGCGCUAUGGUCAACUCGGGAUUACAAACCAAUUAAAAGCUUGUCAGGCCAUGAGUCAAACGUUACUAGUCUGGAUAUUAGUGGAGAUGGACAACAGAUUGCGACUGUUUCACUUGAUAGAACGAUAAAGAUCUGGUCAUGCAGAGGCAGCGCGCGGGAUGAUGAGAUGGAGUUGGAUUAAGCAUUGAUUCCACCGUUGCUGGAAACAGCUAACUUGGCAGCACGUAUAAACACAGAGUUGCAGACUGGGAGAACUGCAGAUCGAAAAGCAUAUCUGAUAGGUAUGUUUGCCAGGCAUGUCAUACAUUUUCUAUAGUACCUUAGUGGAAAUUCCACCAAAAAUCAUUGGAAAAGAUUGCGAGUUUUCAGUUAACAUUAUAUCAGUACAGAAGAUGUAAGUAUUUAGACAAACAUAAUUGAAUGAGCAGCAGUGCACACUGAUCUUUAGACGUAACGUCGUACAGAGAAGCUGGAUUGAUUCAUGUAGCAGAAGUUAUGUAUCAUCUGGAAACAGAAGGGUGGAAAUACAUAGUAAUUACCGGAAUGGUAUAAUUUUGAUACAUCCCACUGUCUCACGUAUCAUCCUAGCAUAGUUGCCAGUCUAGGAAUGCGUCCUGAUCUUGUGUAUGUGUUUUUCUCUAAACGCAUGCCUGUAGACAUGCCUACCCGCCACCUCUUAAAUGUUGACAGGGGUUGUUCAUAAUCUCAUCAUCCACAACGUUUUUCCUGAAGGACAAAUUAAUUGCAGUCAUGUUCGUUUUUUUGCUCAGAAAAGGUAUUAAUAUAUUCAACUGCAAGUUACCACCACCUGGCCUUUAUUUUGGCUGCAAUUAUUCUCAUGUGACAGCAAUAUAGAACAGCAUCAGAAUCUUGACAGUAUAUAUCUUGACUUAAUAGAUGUACUCCCUCCGAUUCAUAUUAGUUGACGCACACUUGGUACAACUUUGUAUUAAAGUUGUACUAAGUGUGUGUCAAUUAAUUUGGAUCGGAGGGAGUAUGACACUUUCAAACCAAAGAUUCCUAGCUGCUUUUUCAAAUUAUGUCAGUGUAAGUGUUCAAUAGGGAAUUUACUACUGGUGUUGGACCGUCAAACAAGGAAACCUUAAUUACUGUGGUAUCUCUCCGUUUGUAUUUACAUAGAAAAUAAUUCCCUUGGAAAAAGUGGGGAAUCCAUAAACAAAGAGGAAAUCAUUUCUAGAUUCCUAAUUAACCAAUGAACUAAAAAUCAAGAGGGGUUGACUGGCUGUACCCGUGUACUAAAUUGGCAGCCUGUACGCAUGUGUUUCUCUAAAUUUUAUUCCUAUCUUCUGAAUACGAAUACAAUUUUGGAUUUAGCUACAAUUGUAAAAAACUUGAUGGCGAGAACUAAGUAGCAACCUUGCAGAUCCUAUAUCCUAAUGGUAACCAUGGUAAACAACAACCUAGUCGACAAACAAAGGAGUAGCACCAAGCAGAAUGUACCUCAACCGCAGCAGAGGCUGA